Molecule: messenger RNA, 282 nt
Organism: Bathycoccus prasinos
Lineage: Eukaryota; Viridiplantae; Chlorophyta; Mamiellophyceae; Mamiellales; Bathycoccaceae
Product: 60S ribosomal protein L37
Exons: 2
Coding region: 1-282 (93 amino acids)
Biological process (GO): translation
Cellular component (GO): ribosome; cytosolic large ribosomal subunit
Molecular function (GO): RNA binding; structural constituent of ribosome
Source: RefSeq, a predicted model, not a curated record
AUGGGUAAGAAAGGAAAAGGCACCGGGUCUUUCGGUAAACGAAAGAACAAAUCCCACACUUUGUGCAGAAGAUGUGGGCGCAGAUCGUAUCACAUCCAAAAGUCGACGUGCUCGUCGUGCGGCUACCCAGCCGCGAAGACUCGUGGGUACAACUGGUCGGUGAAGGCUAAGGGAAGAUCCACCACUGGUACUGGGAGAAUGCGAUACAUUAAAUCCUUGCCGAGACGAUUCAAGAAUGGAUUCAGAGAAGGUACUGAAGCGACGAAGAAAGCGUCUGCUUAA